GGCGAGCAUGCGGAGAGAGGGAGGGCGCGAUAGAGAGAGAUGCUGGGGGAGUUACCAGCGGAGAGACACGGUGGAGAAAUGGAGCGUACUUUUUGGUGAUUGAGGGGGACCUACCGUGCCUCCCGCGGCAGAAGCGGUAGUUCCCGCCCCAGGACAAGCAUCUGUUCCCAAAUUUAACCCCGGGUGGUGGGACAUAUCUGGAUAUUUAUUGGCUAAACAUAAAGAAAAUCGUCUGGAACAUCAGCAAGACAAUCCCGGAAAUAACAGACGUACCCUCAGCCGGUCACGUAGGCUUCUGGAGCUUUGCGUUACAUAUAGAAACAUCUCAAGCUUUUGAAUAUCAGAAAACAUUUCAAUAGAAGACAAAUGUCGAACCAUUUCAAGAAAAAACACGAAUGAAAGAAAAACGGAGACAAGGAGACUUUUUAAUAUGAAACUUUCCAAAGCUGUGGCACCGCUCCUCUCUCGCAGCCUCGGCAGUUGUACUGCACACUCGCUCUCGCACAGUGGCUCUCGUAAAAAAUGAGGCAAGGACGUGGGCUACGUGCACAUCCAGCACUAGACGAGAUGAAAUGGAGAGCUUGGAACACACGGACCUUUUAAAUCCAAGCUCUUCCCACGGACACCACAGUUUUUCAGCCUCGCAUGAGAGAGUGACAAACGGUGAACACAUAUUCGGAGCUGCUGAGCUUCACCCUUUCCAGACCAACAUGGGACUAAAUGGACUAAAUGGACUAAAUAGAUACUGCCCGGGCACGGCGCCGGUUGGGAUAGCCACGGCCGCGGAGUUACUGUCAGGUCUGGCUUCCAAAGCAAGCUCUUCCGGAAUCACGGUUUUAAAGAAGCAGCCGAAUACUGGGCUGCCAUUCUAUAACGGCGGGAUCGUGUCUCAGUCCGCAACCAUUGAGGGCAGCCACAGUGGGGUUUUGGCGCAAACUCCCAAUGGUUGUCCUCCGCAAGUGAAGGGGGUGGGGGAGGCACCGAAUGGCCUUGCGCAACCCCUCGGCAACAGAGCACGCGUCGUGGAGAACGGGGACAGAACACAACAUGAGAAAUGCGCUCUUCUAGUGAAGAGGGCCAAUGGUGACCCACGGGUCAAACAGCUGCACCAUCAGAAGCGGAGAGGCGGGGAGAACCUGGACAUGGGUUCAGAGACGCCCAAAGGGUGUGGCUUGUCAACAGGGUCAGGUUUAGGAUCUCUUGGUAUGAUGGCCUACGGACCAGGAGAGUCGAUAACCCCGGACUGCAAACGGAGACUAGUGGCGGAGAGCGACGUUCACAAAACGGAGCCCUCCAAACCAGGCAAGGCGGUCCCGGUUGCUGCUAACGGCGACAACAGCAUCAACAAUAACCAUAGCUACCACAAACACAGCGCCACCCCUCAUCCCCCUUUGCCAGCCCCUCACAACAACAAGCUGCACCACAAUGUUCACAAGGUGGCGCUGCUGAGCCCCGGGGCCAUUCCAGACCAGAUGUCCCCAGUAGAGGCCAACAGGAUCCCGUCUCUACAGUUACAGGCCGGGGCGGGCUGGUCGGCGGAGCGUAUCGCCCAGCAGUUCAUCGUGCCCUGUAUGAAAUCCUAUGGUAUCUGUGUGAAGGACAGUUUCCUGGGGCCACGGCUGGGUGAGUCGGUGAUGGGCGAGGUGGAGAGUCUGAACCGCAGCGGGAAGUUCCGCGGGGGUCAGCUGGUCAGCCAGAGGAGCAUCCCUUCGCGGAGUAUCCGUGGAGACCAGAUCGCCUGGGUGGAGGGGCACGAGCCGGGGUGCGAGGGCAUCGCCACGCUGAUGGCACACAUCGACGAGGCCGUGAUGCACAGCGCUGCCAACGGGCAGCUGGGGGACUGUGUCAUCAACGGGCGCACCAAGGCUAUGGUGGCUUGUUACCCAGGUAACGGCACGGGGUACAUCCGUCACGUGGACAACCCUAACGGUGACGGCCGCUGCAUCACCUGCAUUUACUAUCUCAACAAGAACUGGGAUGUCAAGGUUCAAGGAGGUCUGCUGCAGAUCUAUCCAGAGGGGAAGAGUGUGGUGGCCAACAUAGAACCGCUGUUUGACCGUCUGCUCAUCUUCUGGUCCGACCGCAGGAACCCACACGAGGUUAAGCCAGCCUACGCUACACGCUAUGCCAUCACUGUCUGGUACUUUGAUGCCAAGGAGCGGGCCGAGGCCAAAGAGAAGUACAGAUUGGCAACCGGACAGAAAGGUGUUCAAGUGCCAUUCACUCAAAACAACAAAACCUAAAUCUCGUCCAAUACCCCCGAGUGCUUCCUGGACAUGCAUGUGCCUACCCGCGCUGCUAUUGGACAUCUUAUUCUGAGGGGAGACGCUGUAAACCAUCAGGCCCCGCCCACUCUGGCUCUGUCAGUCAUCUGAAACAGCUCUUGAUUGGCUGUGAGGAGAUACGGCAGCAUCUGAUUGGGCGGUUGAGGGAAAGAGGGCGGAGAUAGAACAUGGUAGAAUCCGUUUUUGAAUGGAGCGAGGCAGGGUCAGACUAACUCAGGUGGCAUAAGAGCCGAAGGGGAUGAAGAUGACUCCUCUUCAUCAGAGAAGUCCAAAAUUCAUUAGAGACAACAAACAGAAUGGAAAGACUUGUUUUUCAGUUUUUGCCUUUUCAGUAAUCAGUGCUGUUAUAAUAUAAUCAGAAAGCAAUCUUCUCUGCUCUCGCAAACUUUCCAGCUCAGUCAGAAGAUAAGGGGUAACAUACAAUAGUCUUUUGUCCAAUCAGAAAUCAGGCCUAAGGAGACAGGAGCACCCUCUGUGGGGUCGGAGGGAAACGAUUGCAUCCGGUUUUCAGGGGAAAUGGAAAGAGAGCCUGUGACGCGACUUCUGCUUUUGGAUGUUAACAAGACGACACUCCAUCUUAACUCCUCCUCCACAUUUACUAGAUUGGUACAACAGUGCAGAAGAGAACCUCCCCCAACAUGUGUUUUUCUCUCACUAGGUUCAAACAGCACAGUUAAGGAAAUGUGAUUGGAGGUCCUGACCAUCACACACAUCGUGACACAUCCAGCAUGUUGCCUCAGCUACAUCCAGCCAUCAAUCAACAACGCGCCGUUAAAGAGGAAGUGACCUCACAGGAAAUUGUCCUUUACAUAUCAUACAGUAGUGUGGCAUUCAGCUCUCCCAGCAGUCUUGUUGUUGGACACCCUGUUAGGGUAGCCACCUGCCACCAGUGUGCAGAGAAGACUGAAGACUUUCUUUAACACAGAGAAGCAUGAAGACUCUCUUUAAUAACUCAACUUUAACUAAACUAGUCAACAGAAAAAAGUGCUUUCACAGCCUCAUCAAUAAUGUUUGUUCAUGUGACACAGUGAGAAACAUACUGAAGAAUCGAAGGAGUGUGUAAUGUCAGAAAGCAAUGUAACAAGUCCAAGAGCGUGUCUUUGUUUGUGACAUUUUUUGAAGAAGGCACCUACACAAAGCUCACACAGACACUUCCAUGAAAACACUGGAGCCUGUGCAAGACAUCGGUAGGCGGGUCGAAACAGGGUUUGCUGAAUGUUAUGGGGUGUAUUUUGUUGAUGUGUGUAGGACAGUGUAUGUGUGUGUGUAUAUACGUGGAUGCGCUUGACUUUGUGUGUCUGUUACAGACUGGGUAAGAGAGAAGUAAAAAAUAUCACUUUUCAUAAAUGCUAUCUGUGAAUGAUAACAAUGGACAUUUAGAAAAUGCUUUUAUGCUGUGGAUAAUAUGGUUAUUGAUAUGCAAUAGUGACUAAAACAAUGAGAACAACAAAUGUUGCCUAACUUUUUUAUAAUUUUGCAGUAUUGAAUUAAAACGUGUUUUUGUACAAGAA
Molecule: messenger RNA, 3796 nt
Organism: Coregonus clupeaformis (lake whitefish)
Lineage: Eukaryota; Metazoa; Chordata; Actinopteri; Salmoniformes; Salmonidae
Exons: 6
Coding region: 573-2243 (556 amino acids)
Biological process (GO): cellular response to hypoxia; peptidyl-proline hydroxylation to 4-hydroxy-L-proline
Cellular component (GO): cytoplasm; nucleus
Molecular function (GO): ferrous iron binding; L-ascorbic acid binding; peptidyl-proline 4-dioxygenase activity
Source: RefSeq, a predicted model, not a curated record